Molecule: messenger RNA, 3221 nt
Organism: Pimephales promelas (fathead minnow)
Lineage: Eukaryota; Metazoa; Chordata; Actinopteri; Cypriniformes; Leuciscidae
Gene: slc13a3
Product: solute carrier family 13 member 3
Biological process (GO): succinate transmembrane transport; citrate transport
Cellular component (GO): plasma membrane
Molecular function (GO): citrate transmembrane transporter activity; sodium:dicarboxylate symporter activity; succinate transmembrane transporter activity
Source: RefSeq, a predicted model, not a curated record
GCUUACUCUCUCUUUGUGGGCUGCGUGAAGCAGAACACUUUGCUCUUCAUCUUUCUUGGCUCUAUUGACCGACUCAAGGCUAAAGUCGAGGGGUCUUUAGGGAGUUAACGAGUAAGCCAAUAGUUAAUCUUCUCCCGCUGUGCUAAAAAAUAAUAAAGCAAAAGUAAUAAAGUUGGAGACCAAGCGCCAGAACCUCAGCCUGUCCCAGUGCAAAAAACAAGGAAAGGAAAAGGGUUUUAUGCCGCAAUGGACUCUGCAAAGUUUUCCAGGAAGCUGUGGUACGCGCGCAAACAGCUCAUUCUGAUACUCGCCCCGCUACUGCUGCUCCCGCUGAUCUUCGUUAUGCCACCAAAGGAGGGCAAAUGUUUGUAUGUGGUGCUUCUGAUGGCAGUGUACUGGUGUACCGAAGCUCUACCACUGGCGGUGACUGCCAUGCUUCCCGUGUGCCUCUUCCCCACCAUGGGAAUCCUGCCUUCUUCGAAGGUCUGUCCACAGUACUUUCUGGAGACCAACUUCCUGUUCUUGAGUGGUUUAGUGAUGGCAUCUGCUAUAGAGGAGUGGGGUCUCCAUCGCCGUAUAGCCCUCAAGGUGCUGAAGAUUGUAGGAGUGAAACCUGCCUGGCUGAUUUUAGGCAUGAUGAUCACUUCCUCUUUCCUGUCAAUGUGGUUGAGUAAUACAGCCACAACAGCCAUGAUGCUGCCCAUUGCCAACGCCAUACUGGAAAGUCUGUUUGGAAAUCUGGAGACUCUAAAAGAGAACUGCAAGGUCAAGCGGGACCCAGAGGGUGAUUCUCAGGUGAAGAUGCAUGUGCUUCCUUUUGAAAAACAGAUACUAACCUCAGAUGACAGACCUGACUGGACAGACAGAUCAGAGCAAACGAAUCUGGAAGUGGUCAGAAGAGAGUCGGUAUACCAGAUGAAAGUGUGGAAAGGAUUUCUGAUUUGUAUACCUUAUGCUGCAAGCAUUGGAGGAACUGCAACCCUCACUGGCACAGCCCCCAACCUGAUCCUGGUGGGUCAGCUCAAGAGCUACUUCCCUGAAUGUGACCUCAUAAACUUCGGUUCAUGGUUUGUCUUCGCCUUCCCACUCAUGCUCCUCUUCCUCUUUCUGGGCUGGAUCUGGAUUGCUUUCCUCUAUGGCGGGAUCAACACACGACUUUGUAUUAGCAAACAUGAUGAACGGGCAGCCGCAGAAGCAAAAGCACAAGCUGUUAUUGAUGAGGACUAUAAGAAACUGGGCCCAAUAAAUUUUGCUGAAGGAUCUAUCGCUUUCUUCUUCAUUAUUUUUGCCAUCCUUCUGUUCACGAGAGAUCCAAAGUUUGUAACAGGAUGGUCGGUUUUCUUCACCAAAGGCUAUGUAUCUGACGCUGUUACUGGAAUCAUCAUUAUCUCCAUCCUUUUUUUCUUUCCAUCCCAGCGUCCAUCUGUUCGCUGGUGGUUUGAUUCAAGAGCUUCUAAUACUCCAUAUGUGCCCCUGUUGUCAUGGAGAAGAGCUCAAGAGUGUGUGCCAUGGAAUAUUAUUUUGCUGUUGGGUGGUGGAUUUGCAAUGGCCAAAGGCUGUGAGGAGUCGGGGUUAGCAGUAUGGAUAGGAAACCACUUGCAUCCUCUCGCCCAGGUCCCUCCCGCAGUCGCAGUAAUGCUCAUCACAGCCUUCAUCGCCUGCUUCACUGAAUUUGCCAGUAACACGGCCACCAUCAUCAUCUUUCUCCCUGUCAUCGCUGAACUGGCCAUCCAUGUGAAAGUCAACCCACUGUACUUCAUGAUUCCAGCAACGACUGGUUGCUCUUACGCUUUCAUGCUUCCAGUGUCCACACCUCCUAACUCAAUUGCAUUUGCCUCCGGACAUCUUAUGGUCAAGGAUAUGGUGAAGACAGGGUUUGUGAUGAACAUCCUUGGAAUUCUGUGCGUGUCUCUUGCCAUGAACACAUGGGGUCUUCAAAUGUUUAAUCUACAUGUGUACCCUGAUUGGGCAAGACCUUUGAAUGCAUCCUCGGUAACUGUGGCUACACAUACUGUAUCAGCUAUGAAUAUGACUGGCUAGAGAACAACUACAGAGAUGGACACCCUUACAAAAGUAAAUAUACUUCAAGUUAAUUAUAAUUUAUGUAGUAAGUAAUAUCAAUAUAGUAUACUUGUAAGUGUACUAUUUCAAUACUACGUGGGACUAAAUAGGCCCACUUUUUAGGCCUAUAUAAAAGUACACUUUUAUGUAUACUUUGAGUAUCAGUAGUAAACUUUGAUUACACAACUAGUUCACAAGACAAGAACGUUUUUUGUUUGUACUGCAACUACAAGAACUAUCAGAUAUACUGAUAGUUAAAGCAACGUAACAUUUUUUACCUUAAAAUAAUAUUUCCAAAAUCUUAUCAGCGGUUCAUCAAGUUGUAACAGGGUGAAAGGCACUUCUGCCAUAGCCUGACGGGGUCUGUUUCGCUUUUACUGGCACUACGGAACUCCGGGGUUCGGUUAGUAACCCAACCACAAAAAGAACUACACCAUUCGACUGCUUUACGUCAAGCGCUACAAUGUCAUUUUUCCGUAUUUCUUUGUUUCUGAUGUCACAAUACAUAAAUACAAUAAUGUAACAUACUCUACCUUGUCUGUGGACAUUGUUCAUUCCAAAGCCGGUGCUGGAUAAACAACGAGCGUGUGUGUGCGACGGUAGGCUGCAGUAGGCUCAAUUAUUUAUGACAGCGCUAAUGGACAAUUUAGUUUCCAACCAGUAGGGCGACCGCAGAGGAAAAGUUCCAUGGUGUUGCUUUAAAUAUUUUUAGCGCAUUUAUUUUUUAGUUUAUGAAAGUACACUUUGAAGUACACUCUCAGUAAACAAAUAGUUUAGUAGUUUUGCACUGCAAGUAAAUCUGUAAGUUUUCUUAACAUCAAACUUAUAGUUUACUAUUAAUACAUUAUUUUUGCACUUUAAAUAUAAUAUGUCCCUAUUUAGGUAAUUUUUAUACUUGAAAUAUACUUUACAAAUUUAGGUUCUGGGAACGUUAGUUUUUGGUUCCCAGAACGUUCCUAGAACUUUCCCUUAAUGUUAAGGGAACGUUCCUGGAACAUUCUCUUUACGUUAUAAAAUGGAACCUAAAAAUAACCUACAUAGAACGUUCCCAUAACAUUCUUCUUUGGUUCCCAAAAAAAAAAAAUAAUUUAUGGGACUAUUCGGGAACGUUAGGGGAACGUUCUGUGUUUGCUGAGUAACAAAAAGUAAAUUUGUACGUU